AUGGGUCCAAUUGCAUCCACCGUGCGGGGGUGCAAGGUCUCGGAAGACGUGGUGACACUCAAGAAGAUCAAGGUGCUCCUUCUUGGCGGCCCACGAGUCGGCAAAACCAGCAUCUUUUAUCGGCUCUUGCGCAAUCACUUUGAGCCUAGCGCGUCCCGAGUCGACGUUGGAGUCAACAUUGGACUCAAGUCGAUCGCACUCGACGGUGGACCGACGAUUGUGAUUGAAAUGUGGGAUGUGCCGUCGACGCCGCAUCUCUCAAAGGACAGAGCGUACCUCGAAGGCGCCGACGCUGUCAUCUUUGUCGCGAGCACGACCGACGCCUCGAGCUGCAAGCACGUGCAGGCCUACUACGACGUGCUGCAAACAAUGUACCCUAGCCCUGAUCACCACUUCGGGCUUCCGGCGGUGGUGUUCCAGUCCAAAGCGGACUGCCCUAUCAAACAGCCUUUGGACGCGGGCGACCAAAUGUGGCACGAGCAGGUGCGACUCGACUGCUUUCCAGUGAGCGCCAAGACCAACGAAGGUCUUGGUAUCGCGCUCAAGCUCCUCUUGGUACACGUGCUGCCGCCGCGCGACGAUGCAUCAUUUUUGGAUGUCUAA
This is a messenger RNA of Saprolegnia parasitica CBS 223.65, 603 nucleotides long. RefSeq lists its product as hypothetical. The coding region runs from base 1 to 603 and encodes 200 amino acids. Gene Ontology annotation, molecular function: GTP binding; GTPase activity. The transcript is spliced from 4 exons. The record is from RefSeq and is a predicted model, not a curated record. Lineage: Eukaryota; Oomycota; Saprolegniomycetes; Saprolegniales; Saprolegniaceae.